AUGUUAGCGAGCACCAUUCUGACAUAUGUGGUCUCCGGACUGGCCUUCGCUUGUGCCUCGGCGGGGGGCGAACCCGCCUCACAGGCUAUCAUCACCCAGAACGCCUACACUGAGUAUGACGCUGGGCUAUUCACCCCUCUAGGCGACCUGUCUCUGCUCUCGACGACCGAGUUCACGCGGCUCGCGCACCCCGCCUUUCCUCGUCACAGUGCGCGCAUCAAACAGUCGCACUUCUGUAACGAGACCGCGCGCGCGUACAGCGGGUACAUCGACGUCGAGACGCGCCACCUGUUCUUCUACUUCUUCGAGAGCCGGCGCGACCCCGACGCGGAUGAUGUCGUCUUCUGGACGAACGGCGGUCCCGGCGCUUCGUCGUCGAUGGGGCUCUUCAUGGAACUAGGUCCAUGCCGUCCGACAAGCGCGAACACAACGGAAACGAACCCGUACUCGUGGAACGAGCACGCGAACGUGUUCUUCGUCGACCAGCCCGUCGGCGUCGGUUUUUCCUAUGCCGACUACGGCGAGUCCGUCGGAACGACGAUGGAAGCGGCCGAUGACAUCGCAGCUUUCAUGGCCAUCUUCUUCGAGCACUUCAGCAGCUUUAAAGGCCGCGGACUCCACCUUGCGGGCGAGUCCUACGGGGGCCGGUACAUCCCUGUUUUCGCGGCCGCGAUCUAUGACAAAAAUGCGCAACUCGUCGAGGCAGGCGUCACCCCAAUCAACCUGACUUCGGUCAUGAUAGGUAAUGGGUGUACCGACUUUGCGACGAUGUUCCCGUCGUACUACGAUGCGCAGUGCGCGGACCCCACCUUCCCAGCAGUGCAAGGCAUCUCGUGCACCUACUGUGUAUCUCUGCAGGUGCCGCGCUGUGAGCAGCGGUUUAAGGAUUCUUGCGUCGACAAGGUGGACAGUAUCGACUGCACGGCCGCGGCGUCGUUCUGCAGCACGGCUAUGUCAGACCUGUUCAAGGAUCUGAAUCAUUAUGACCGCGCGCGACCCUGCAAAGGGGCUUCGGACAUUACCGAAUGCUACCCCAUCAUAAGACAGAUCGGCGAGUUCCUCAACAACAAGCGCACGCAAGAUCUCCUCGGCGUGGACUCAUCCAGGAAGGGGAACUUCAGCCACAGCACUCCGGAUGUCAACGCGGCGUUCAGGGCGAACCUCGACCAUUACGGGUUCCCUGCGCAAUUCUAUAUCGGUGCGCUCUUGGAGCGUGGUAUCCGUGCGCUCAUAUACGUCGGCGCUACAGAUUACAUCUGCAAUUGGAUCGGCAACGAGCGGAUGACGCUCGCGCUAGAAUGGACUGGGCAGGAAGAAUUCCGCGCGGACACGUUGAAGGAGUGGAUAGUCGACGGAAAACCAGCCGGCGUCGUGCGGAGCGGCGGCGGAUUGACGUAUGCCACGAUCGCAGGCGCGGGACAUAUGGCGCCAUACGAUAAACCUGUCGAGUCUCUCGAGUUAGCCAACAGAUGGCUUGCAGGAGUCCCGCUCUAAAGUUAUGCCUCGAGCAUGUCCUGCCCUGUCCUGACCUCGGU
Messenger RNA from Trametes versicolor FP-101664 SS1, 1535 nucleotides. Its product is annotated as serine carboxypeptidase. The record is from RefSeq and is a predicted model, not a curated record. Lineage: Eukaryota; Fungi; Basidiomycota; Agaricomycetes; Polyporales; Polyporaceae. Gene Ontology annotation, molecular function: serine-type carboxypeptidase activity. The transcript has 12 exons. Gene Ontology annotation, cellular component: fungal-type vacuole. Gene Ontology annotation, biological process: proteolysis. Bases 1 to 1494 code for a protein of 497 amino acids.